CUUGCUUGUUGGCCAUGUCUUCAUUUAGACGCUUUUGAAAACAUCAUCGAAGCUCGAACACCUUACCCAGUCAUGAUUGCUGAGACCAUCAGUUCGGCUUGCUUCGCUUUAUUGGUGGUUGUUUUCUGCUGUGUGAUCAAGAUCUACACCAUGGUAAAAAGCAUCCGACCCUCACGGAAUGAAAGAGUACGUGUGGUGUACGCCAGAGAUAAUCAGAGAGCUUCACCAGUAGCGAGGGAACCUACAGUUUAUUUUCCUCAAGCUGAGAGAGGUGCAGGACAACAUGGUACAUGUAAUAAUACAACAUACAGUGGAUCGCAAGCGAGACGGCGACAGCCGCAAAUGCACGACGAGCGUUUUAGGUGA
Molecule: messenger RNA, 366 nt
Organism: Pocillopora meandrina
Lineage: Eukaryota; Metazoa; Cnidaria; Anthozoa; Scleractinia; Pocilloporidae
Source: the annotation of a GenBank genome assembly